AUGAUGAGCAUCUGAUCGUCUUCAGAGACACAAAGAUCUCAGUGUUGAGCUGUUCAUCUGCAGUAUGUCAGAGAAGAGAGGAAAGAUGAGUCUCUCACACAAACAGAGUGUAAGAUCAGACUCACAUGUGUCCAGCUCUGUGUCUGUGAAGAGUGACCGGUCAAAGGAAGACGGACCAGACUUCAGUGAAGAAACAACAUCACGAACCAAAUGGCUUCAGUAUGAAACAUUAGAUCCAGAUUUACAGUCUCACAGGAAACACAAGAAUUAUACAGACAGUCUCCUGCAGAUCUUCCAGGAUCUUGAGAUCAAAGUAAUCAAAUUUCUGAAGAAAGAACUGGAAAAGUUUAAGAAAAUAUUACAAAAAGAGGACAUGCAAUACUUUGUGAAGGACUUUAAUGAGAACAGAUGCAGUAUGAAAGAAGCAGCUCUUGAUCUCACGCUCUACUUCCUGAGAGAGAUGAAGCAAGAUGAAGCUGCUGAUACUCUAGAAGAUGAGCUGAUCUUCAUUCAUCAGCUAAAGUGUAGCCUAAAGAAGAAGUCUCAAUGUGUGUCUGAAGGAAUUGCAAAGCAAGGAGACUCUACACUUCUGAAGAACAUCUACACAGAUCUCUAUAUCACUCAGGGUUGUAGUGAACAGGUCAAUACUGAACAUGAGGUGAGACAGAUUGAAGUUGCUUCCAGACGUCAUGAAUCACAGGAGAUACAGGUUGAGUGCAAACAUUUGUUUGAAGCACCUGAACAAGACAAGCAGAUCAGAACUGUACUGACAAAAGGAGUUGCUGGCAUCGGAAAAUCAGUCUCUGUGCAGAAGUUUGUUCUGGAUUGGGCCGAAGGAAAAGAAAAUCAAGAUAUCAGCUUCAUAUUUCCUCUUCCAUUUAGAGAGAUGAACUUAAAGGAGCAAGAAAAACUAAGUUUGAGGGACCUUAUAACUCAGUUUUUCCCAGAGACAAAAGGACUGAACCUUACAAGAAGAAAUCAAUUCAAAGUCUUGUUCAUUCUUGAUGGAUUGGAUGAAUGUCGACUUCCUGUAAGCUUUAAGGAUAAUGAGACGUGGUCUGAUGUUUCAUCACCAGCCUCUCUGGAUGUUCUCCUGACGAACCUCAUCAAGGGAAAUCUGCUUCCUUCUGCUCUGAUCUGGAUCACCAGCAGACCAGCAGCUGCCAGUAAGAUUCCUCCUGACUGUAUCGACCGGCUGACAGAGAUACGAGGAUUCAAUGAUGCACAAAAGGAGGAGUACUUCAGAAAAAGAUUCACGCAUGAGAAUCAGGCCAAAGAAAUCAUUGAUCAUGUUAAACAAUCAAAGAGUCUCUUUAUCAUGUGCCACAUCCCAGUCUUCUGCUGGAUUUCAGCCACUGUUCUCCAGAACAUUUUACAGGAGAAAAGAAAUAAUGUUGUGAAAAACAAUCAGGCUGAUGAUGUCUCCAAAACACUGCAGGAGUCAAAUACUGAAGACACUCCUAAGACUCUGACACAAAUGUACACACACUUCCUCAGAUUUCAGAUCCAGCAGAGCAGACGAAAGUAUGAUGGAGAACAUACACCAGAUGUUUCCUGGGAUAAAGAUGCCAUCUUUUCACUGGGGAAACUGGCAUUUGAUCAGCUGGAAAGAAACAAUGUGAUCUUCUAUGACACAGAUCUGGAAGCCUGUGGUAUUGACGUCUAUAAGGCAUCAGUGUACUCCGGCAUGUGUACCCAGAUCUUUAAGGAGGAAACAGGGAUCACUCUUGGUACCAUGUACUGCUUCGUUCACUUGAGCAUUCAAGAGUUUAUUGCAGCCCUUUAUGCACAUCUGUUUCUAGACAUCAACAAGAAAUAUGUGUUUGAUCAAGACUCUACAGAACAGGGAAACAAAAGUGAAACCAUGAUUGAUUUGCUCAAGACUGCAGUAGACAAGACACUAGAGAGUGAUAAUGGACACCUGGAUCUUUUUCUUCGCUUCCUCCUUGGUUUGUCACUCCAGUCCAAUCAGAGACUCUUACAGGGUCUGUUGAAACAGAAAAAUGGAAAUGAGCAGAGCAAAAAGGAAAUAGUUCAGUACAUCAAGCAGAAAUUAGAGUCUAAUCUGUCUCCAGAGAGAUCCAUCAAUCUGUUCUACUGUCUGAAUGAACUGAACGACCAAACUCUGGUGAAAGACAUUCAGACCCACCUUAGCAAAGGAAGUCUCUCAUCUGCUGAUCUUUCACCUGCCCAGUGGUCUGCUUUGGUCUUUGUGUUGUUGACAUCAGAGGAGGAGCUGGAGGAGUUUGAGCUUCAGAAAUUCAAGAAAUCAGAAAUGUGUCUCAUUAGAUUAUCAGCAGUCAUCAAAACCUGCAAAAGAGCUCUGUUAAAUGAUUGUGGCUUAACAGACAAAAGCUGUCAAGCUCUGGCUUCAGUUCUUGGAUCAGAUACCAAUCUGAAAGAGCUGAACAUGAACAAUAAUAAUCUUCAGGAUUAUGGAGUUAAGAUGCUCUGCACUGGAUUGAAUAAUAUUAAUUGCAAAUUAGAGAUACUGAGACUUUCAGACUGCAGUAUAUGUGAAAAAGGUUAUAAAGCUCUGUCUUCAGCUCUGAGAUCAAACCCUUCACACCUGAUAGAGCUGGAUCUCACAGGAAAUGAUCCUGGAGAAUCAGGAGUGAAGAAGCUCAGUGAUUUACUACAGGAUCCAAACUGUCAACUCAACACACUGAGACUUUCAGACUGCAGUAUAUGUGAAAAAGGUUAUAAAGCUCUGUCUUCAGCUCUGAGAUCAAACCCUUCACACCUGAUAGAGCUGGAUCUCACAGGAAAUGAUCCUGGAGAAUCAGGAGUGAAGAAGCUCAGUGAUUUACUACAGGAUCCAAACUGUCAACUCAACACACUGAGGUUUUUGGGUCCUGCUGCAGAUGAAGGCUGUCAGUAUGUGACUGGAAUUGUGGGUAAAAACCCGUUACUCCUGAGAGAGCUGAAUCUGAGUGGACGUAAACUAGGAGACACAGGAGUGAAUCACAUCUCUGCUCUACUGCAGGAUAAACACUGUACACUCAACACACUGAUUCUGUGUGAAUGCAGUAUUACAGAGAAACAGUGUCUCAUCCUGACUUCAGCUCUGAAAUCAAACCCAUCACACCUGAGAGAACUGAAGCUGAGCAGGAAUAAACUACUAGGAGACUCUGGAGUGAAACACCUCAGUGAUCUACUGAUGAACACACAAUUGAAGCUGGAGAAACUAGAUCUGUGUGGAUGCAGUAUUACAGAGAAACAGUGUCUCAUCCUGACUUCAGCUCUGAAAUCAAACCCAUCACACCUGAGAGAACUGAACCUGAGCUGGAAUCAACUACUAGGAGACUCUGGAGUGAAACACCUCAGUGAUCUACUGAUGAACACACAAUUCAAGCUGGAGAAACUACAUCUGUGUGGAUGCAGUAUUACAGAGAAACAGUGUCUCAUCCUGACUUCAGCUCUGAAAUCAAACCCAUCACACCUGAGAGAACUGAACCUGAGUCUGAAUGAACUACUAGGAGACUCUGGAGUGAAACACCUCAGUGAUCUACUGAUGAACACACAAUUCAAGCUGGAGAAACUAGAUCUGUGUGAAUGCAGUAUUACAGAGAAACAGUGUCUCAUCCUGACUUCAGCUCUGAAAUCAAACCCAUCACACCUGAGAGAACUGAAGCUGAGCAGGAAUAAACUACUAGGAGACUCUGGAGUGAAACACCUCAGUGAUCUACUGAUGAACACACAAUUCAAGCUGGAGAAACUAGAUCUGUGUGGAUGCAGUAUUACAGAGAAACAGUGUCUCAUCCUGACUUCAGCUCUGAAAUCAAACCCAUCACACCUGAGAGAACUGAACCUGAGCAGGAAUCAAAUAAAAAACCCAGGAGUGAAUCACUUAUGUGACGUACUGAAGGAUUCACGCUGUAAACUGGAGAGAUUGAGUCUUAUUUACUGUGACAUUACAGAUGUUUCUUCUUUAACUCAGUCUUUGACAAAAACAAAAGCUCUGCAGUUUCUAAAAGAGCUUGAUCUGAGACACAAUAAGAUUAGAGACUCAAAGCAGAAGCUCAUUGAUGUGCUACGAGACUCAAACUGUGAACUGAUGUGA
Molecule: messenger RNA, 4063 nt
Organism: Carassius carassius (crucian carp)
Lineage: Eukaryota; Metazoa; Chordata; Actinopteri; Cypriniformes; Cyprinidae
Product: NACHT, LRR and PYD domains-containing protein 12-like
Exons: 15
Coding region: 65-4063 (1332 amino acids)
Molecular function (GO): protein binding
Source: RefSeq, a predicted model, not a curated record